Messenger RNA from Xyrichtys novacula (pearly razorfish), 1307 nucleotides. NCBI's taxonomy places the organism in Eukaryota, Metazoa, Chordata, Actinopteri, Labriformes, Labridae. The record is from the annotation of a GenBank genome assembly.
AUGAAUAUUGACGAGUACUUUUUGAGAUCCCGGGAUAAGAUGGCGUCGAAACAAGACCACAACUCUGCUGAGGAUAGCGAGUUGGGUGCUACUGCUAGCAUGACCGUCUCGCCCCCGGCGGAGGAAGAGCGGCAAACGCCACGGGAAGACGCUAGAGACGUGGUCCUCGACGCCGCUUUUCGACAAGCUAUUCAAGAAAUUACGGCGAAUAUAACCAAGGUGAUUGAUGAAAGACUUGGCCCGCUGUCUCAAACGGUGCAGGCCCACGCCCAACAGCUGAAAAAGAUCGAGGAGAGAACCACCGAGGCGGAGGGCAGGAUCGCCGCGGCUGAACACACCUAUGAGGCGGUGGACUCGCGGGUCCAGGUGCUUGAAAAACAAAUACGAAGCAUGGCCGAGCAGAUCGACGAUCUCGAGAAUAGAGGCAGGAGAAAGAAUGUCCGGGUGGUUGGCUUACCAGAAGACACCGAGGGGAACGACCCGACAAAGUUUUUCCAGAGCUGGAUUCCAGACCUCCUCGGGAUGGAGACGAAAGCUGGCCGCAUCAAAAUUGAAAGAGCUCACCGCACCCUGGCGUCCAAGCCCGGACCGAACCAGCGACCACGACCCGUCCUGAUCAGGUUUCACAACUUCGCUGACAAGCAGAGGGUGUUGGAUGCUGCACGGCGUCGUGGGACGGUGAAGCACGGGGACUCCACCAUCAUGUUCUUCCAGGAUCUGUCAGCUGCGGUGCUGCGCAAACGGAAGGGCUUUGACGAGGUGAAGAAACGCCUGUGCGACAUUGGAGUCAAGUACAUGAUGCUCUACCCGGCUACACUCAAGAUAAUCCGAGGUAAGGACACCAGAAGCUUUGACUCUCCGGCUAAAGCGGCGGCGUUUGUUGACACUCUCAACUGAUCUACACGCGGAUCAUCAGCUGAUCACCAGCUGACGUUUGUUUACAUUUGGAUGAGAGUUCGGACAUUUAUAUGGGCAAAACUAUUCGAGUUAGUCUCUUUUUUCGGUCAGCCCAAUGUUAUCUAAGGGUGGACAAUACUACUGUGUGGUGUGGGCGGGGCUCGGAGUUGUAAAAGUUAACCGAGUUAGAGGUGGGUAGAAAAGAAGGUUUUGGCGAUCCCCUGAUUUCUGCUUGGGGAAGGUUCCUCCUACAGUGCUGUUGGUACGCCUGUUAUCUGUUAUUUUGUAUUAUGUGUACUCGAUGUUGUGUUUUUUUUGUUCUUCAGCUGGGUUGCAGUCAGGUGCAGGAUCUAUGUGGAAAUGGUAAUAUGCUUGGAGGCUCAAAAAUAUUUAGUGCAGAAAAAUCAUGA